ACUGCGUGGGCGUUUGCAGGUGAUCCUAAUCACUACACGAACUCGAAGGUUGUCAGCCGCAAUCCGACUUCCAGACAUCUUCCCUCACCACCACCACCAGGCAGGCAGCAGCUAGGGUAGAUCUGCUGCUGCAUCCACCCCGCUGGAGCAAAAAAGAAAAAGGAAAAAAAAAAAACAAAAAAGUGUCCAUAAGUGUCAGCGCACGUAUCAGUGAAAAGCUUCACUCCUGACCACCCCGCUCCAGAGGGCAAGAGCAGCUCGCCUCAAUCUGUGUCAUCCGGCCCCAUGACUCCUUGAGUUGGGACCCAGCCCCAGUGUGGCCCAUGCGCUGUACCCGUUUCCCUCCCUGUCCUCCUCCUCCCUCAAGCUGACGCAGAAUCCCAGACACCUCCCUCCCCUCCCCCUACCCCAGCCCCACCCGGUCCCCAGCGACUCGCCCCCGCCUGCCAUGGCGCCCGGCACAGAGACAGUCCACUAUAUCCACCUGCACAACUCCAGCCAGUCGGUCCUGGAGGCCCUGCGUACCCAACGGCGGGAGGGCCUCUUUUGCGAUGUAACGGUACGCAUCCACGACGCGUCGUUGCGCGCCCAUGCCUGCGUCCUGGCGGCCGGCAGCCCCUUCUUCCAGGACAAGCUGCUCCUGGGCCACUCUGAGAUCUCAGUGCCACCCCUGGUUCCGGCCGAAACGGUCAAGCAGCUGGUGGACUUCAUGUACAGCGGCUCGCUGGUGGUGCUCCAGUCACAGGCGCUCUGCAUCCUUACCGCCGCCAGCAUACUGCAGAUCAAGACGGUCAUUGACGAGUGCACGCAGAUUAUCUCGCAGAGGAAGGCGGCGAGUGCGGCGGCGGCCGCAGCUGCCGCGGCGGCGGUCGGCGGGGGGAUGCUGGGCAGCGUCCUCCCCAAGCAGGAGGAGCGCGGCGGCGGCGGGGGGAAAGGGAGGGAGAGCGGUGGCAGCUGUUCAGGCAGCGUCAGCGGAGGAUACCCCAACUUCCCUAACUUCAUGGUGGAGUGCAGCGCCAGCAACAUGGGUGGUGAGAGCGGGCCCAGCUCCAGGGUUUCUGCGCAAGUAUGGAAAGAACCCUGCGGCCCUAUGGAGCAAGCCAACAGCCUGAUGGCGCUGGGGGAUAUGGGCCCGACGUCCUUAUGCGGAGGCGGUGACGGUCUGGGCGGUGGCCUCAUGAAGCAGAGCCCCAGCUGCACGCAAGACGUCCGCUACAAGCUGCGCGACCUACUGGCGCAGGCGGCAGACAACGGGGGCACUGCCCAAGCUGGCAGUCUGUCGGCGAGCUGCAGCUCCGGCGUGGGCAGCGUAGACAGCGUCGGCAGGGAUAGUCUCCGCGGCAACGCCACCGACCUCUCAGACGACUUGGUGAGCAUGGAGCACUUCAGCGAGGAGGAGGACUUGGACGGCAGGGAGCGCGGUAGAGAUGGAGACCGAGACAGGGGGGCAAGCCAUAGCCGCAAGCAGAGGCAGCCGCUGAGGCUCCAGGUGUUGGGAGGAGGAGGCGAGGGCGUGGUGGUGAAAGAUGAGGGCGCGCAGGAUCCCGACGGGACGGCCUUCGACCUGGAGGAUGGCAGGCGGGACGGAGAGCAGGGCGGACCCCAGGGAGCCAUGCCGGCCUUCGGACAGGACUUCUACGAUGAGCAGGGUGUCUUCACUGAGAGUUUCUGGCCGCAGAGCGAACCUCAUCAGCCCAUGGCGUUUAAUCCCAGAGGACGGGUCAGCAAACCUCUGACUCCACCCCCAACCUCACAGUCCAUUAAUAACCAGCUUCUUUUCCAGUACCCAGUGAGCCAGUCGCAGCCGCCACCAUUCUACAUAGGAGGGAUGGACACCAUGGCAGGGGCGGAACCCAGCCAACAGGCCCCGCCACCUGUCCCCAUGACACCGGCGCCACCCCCUCCCACCAACACGGCCGCUCCUUGCUCUUCGGGCCCCUCACCUUCCUCCCAAGGAUCCGAGACCUCCUUCGACUGCACUCACUGUGGCAAAUCUUUACGUUCCAGGAAGAAUUACAGCAAGCACAUGUUUAUCCACUCCGGUCAAAAACCUCACCAGUGCUCCAUCUGCUGGCGCUCUUUCUCCCUGCGUGACUACCUCCUCAAGCACAUGGUGGUGCAUACGGGCGUGCGGGCCUUCCAGUGCUCCAUGUGCGGCAAGCGCUUUACGCAGAAGAGCUCGCUCAACGUGCACAUGCGCACGCACCGCGCCGAGCGCACCUUCCAGUGCAACGUGUGCCACCGGGCUUUCACUCACCGCACCUUGCUGGAGCGCCACGCUCUGCAGCACGCACCCCAGGUCCCGCCGGGGCGCAGCGCCGACAUGACCUCGCCCACCAAGCACAGCCCUCCCGCCAUGGGGGGGCCCUCAGGUAUGGCCGGGGCGGCUGGCAUGGUGGGCGGAAUGGCCAACCUGCCGGGCCACGGCGCCACGUCCAACUAGAGUCGGCGGUGAGGGCGUGGGUGCCAGGCCGUUCAGCCCGUACUCACGCCAGUCGCCAGCAGAGGUGGGGGGCGCAAGUCACAUGACAUGACAUGACUGGUCAAACUUAAAUUGCUAGUUUUAGGACUUUAGACUCUUUUGGCUAAAACCCUUUAUUUGUGAGACCCAACAUGACUGACUUGAACUGUUUCCCAAUCUACCUGUUCUAGAUUACAAGUAAAAUCGCAAGGCAAACUGCUACAUAAAAAGGUUACUGGAUUUUUUUUCCCCUCAAUUAUUUUUUAAACUUAUUUUGUUGCUUUGUGAAACCCCCUGCAGUGGUGCCAAAGCCCCAUCUAAUAUAAAAGUAGUGUUUUGGGGGCAUCUUGUGGUGUCUUGAUGCCAGAGAAUUAUCUUGAAGUGAGGAGAGGAGCUUCAGUUAAACUUGCGAAAGCAUUGGCAGAUAUAAAAGUUGAGGUUUGGUGCCAUCUUCCAACAUCUAAAGACAAUUGUUUACCAUUUGGGGUUGUCGGUUGCUUGUGAAUUUUCACUAUUCAGGGUGGGGCUUUGUCUCUUACGGUACACAGGUUAUAUACUUUCUAUGAUUUAGUGGAAGAGGAUUUAAUUGUUCUUCCGUUAUAGGUUAAUGGUAUAGAUAACGGAAAAAGAUACAUUGUAGUAAAUAUAUACUGACUUGAAACUUUACCACAGUACACCACUGUGGUGCAACAGACUGGUUAGGAAUUAUUGUACUAUAUGACAAGACAAGUCUGUAUACAUUUUAAAAUCUGCAUUUUCAGUUAUUUUUUUGUGUAGCGUGAGCAAACCUGGCAACCCACCCGUGCGAUACGAGUCUGAGUGCAGGGGCCACAUUAUAAAGCAAGUACAUUGAUACCUCAACUUACGUUUUUAAUUUGUUCCAUAUAGUGGGAUUCAAGGAUUUUUGGGGGUUAUAAAAUGGGACGAAGAGAAUUUGAGGGAGACAGCAACUGAGAGAUCUUAUUUCAUCCGUUAGCAUAAAAACCUUUGACGUUCACGGUUUUAACGUGACGGUUAAGCUCACCAGUAGCCUGUCAAAAAUGAAAUGAGAUUUAUGUCAGUUCAGUGUUUAAUGAAGAACAUAAAGUCAUAGACAAUAAAGAUACUGGUUUGGUUCAAUUAAAAAAAAAAAAAAUCAUGUAAAUGUGUUAGUAUACCUAACUAGCACUAUUAUAGACACUGAGUCCAAGUUUGCUUGACUCUACUGACUUAUACGUAAUGACUCAAAUUUAGUGGGGACUCUACUUGACCUCAUGGUAACUUGUAACUUGAGACUCACAAUAUGACUUGCAUAUUUCUGACUUCCUUCCACCUCUGCCUAACAGGCCGGAACCUCCCCACAGGGCUCCCGCAGAGGCUCUUUUGGAACCCAACGCACAACUCAUCAGAACCGUAUUUCCUCACAUUCACUCUACUGAGCCCUCGCGGUCAACAACCUCACAGUAUUAACCUGCACUUGAACAUUUCCGCAAAGAGCCUCUGUGGGAACACAACGUUUGGAGGUUUGGGUACAUGUAGUUGGCUACGGGGAGGUGGGGGGCCAUGGCAAAACUUGAGAGGAGCUUAUUGGAGGACUUUAGAAAAGGUUUUAUUCACAAUCGAUUCAUUUGAUGUCAAAGGUUGGCAGUCAGUCAAACACCUCCCAGGUCCCCCCCCCCUCCCCCCCCACCCACCCCACCCGCUGGAAUGACCCGGAACCAAAAGUGACGAGCACACCCCCCAAAAAAAGUCUUAAGAAGCAAUAACUAAAAAGAUGCCAUUUUGGUUUGAAGCAGCCAUUAAGGCUCAAUUUUGGCAUUUUUCCAUGACUCCUUGAGAAAACUAUUGAAAAUGUAAGUUAUAUACUUUAUAACACAUUUGAAACUUGUUCAAUUCUGAAUAAUUUAAGUUUCCGGUAUUGCUUGUGGGUUGAUCAUGGCAAUAUUUUUUUUUCUCAUCGGGCCCGGAAACUAGUUUACGAUAGCAUCAUGAAAUUUUGGAUACAUGCCUACCAUAUGUAGACCCUCAAAAAAAAAGCCAAGACACUUUAAUUGAAACGAUUGUGCUUUUUAAAUUUUCCUCAUCUUUUUUUUUUCGGGAUAUUCUUAAGCAGGGCGGAGGCCGAGGGGCCAUGAGGAUCCUUAUUAGCUGUAAAAUCCUCCAGUUUUUCCAAAUAUUCAGGACUCAGAAAUCGCUCAGAGACUUAAAUGAGUUGACUGUGAAGGAAAACCGGGGUGGCGACGGAAAGUAGGUGGGUGGCAUCGGCAGGCGUCGUGAAAUGAAAUUCAACCUCAUCCAUCAAGACACGUUGGUCACAGUUUCCACAGGCGUUCACCGGCUGCACCCGCGAUCAAAUACCUCGAAACAGGACGCACUGCAAAUAGGAAAUGUUUAGGAAACAUUUCAAGCUUCUAUUACACACACACACACGCACGCGCACACACAAACUCACACAGCUACAAUUACCUCGGCGGUCCAAAGACAGGCUUUUUGUGUCAUAUUUGAAGCUACAACAGUGAAAGCUUAAAAGGCGGAACCGUUUACAUUUGAAAAGUUUGACUUCAGUGUGAAAAAAAACAAAACAAAAAAAAAAAAAACAGUGGUAGCAGCGCUCACUUUGUUCUUUGUUGCUCCUGUGAUGCAGAACGUUUAAAAAAAAUGCUUUUAACACGAAAGAGCCAUUGAGAGGAAGGGAAAGUCGGUGGGGGAAACUUUGACAAAUCAAUUAUUUCUAUCAGGAUUUUAUAUAUGUAUUAUAAAAUUUAAAAAAAUGAAUGUUUGGUUGUGUUUCGGGGCUUUGAGGCGGUUGAUGCACUUCUCGUGGCACAAAGGAAAAUAUUUUUUUUUGUUUUAGUCAAACUAAAAAUGAAUCAUGAAAUUGUACAAUCACCCCUCAAAGAGUUUUUGACCAAGUCAAAAAAAAAAUGGUGGUAAUGUGAAGUUAUCACAUUAAUAUUUAUUGCAAUUUGAUCUCUAUGCACACCUAAGUUUGCACAUCCUGUUUCUUAGAGCUAGAUGUUGUUGUUCCCCCACAAAUAUUUGGCCUGUUUUUGUCCCCGCCCAACCCCACCCCCCCACGCCUUUUGGUUUACUCACCAGACUUGAAUAAAAGUUAUUUUCAUACACAAAAAGCUUGUGGAGACCUCACGCUAAAGAUUUGACAUGAAAUGUCCCCGUGGUUAAAUGUGGCAAAGACAAGUGCACACAUGCUGUCACAUUAUAAGCUAAAUGUCCACUUUGAACGCCAAACCUCUGGUGCUUUUUUUUUUUUUCCUUUUCUUUUUUGGGGUUGUUGUUGUUAUCGUUGUUGUUGUUUGUGUUCUCUUUCUGGACAUAUUUACCUCAUUUUGCCAGCUGCCAACAACAUGAAGGCAGUGCUCUCCUCAGUCAAUUUAACAGUGUUUUGAUUUUUGUUUUUUUGGGGUGGGUGGACUUGAUUUCUUCUCAGUGGCAGAAGUGGUUGUGGUGCAUUCAAGGACCCGUGUACAGUACUGUAACAUGUCAGCCUUUUGUGACGUACUGUGUGAUGCCUUUUCUGUUCUUCUACUUCUAGGAUGUUUUCUACAGGAAAUCCUCUCCGACAAGCAGUGGCGGUUUUAUAAACUUGUCAUCCUUUAAAAAAAAAAAGGAAAAAAAAAUGAAAAGUAAGCCAAUCUUUUCUGUAUGACAAAGGCUAAGAGGCAUGAUUUUAACCUUUUUCUGAGAACUUGUAGGUGUUGUAGUCGAUGACUUUAAUUGAAUUUGAAAACUGAUUGAGUGAUUUCAAAGAUUUUUUUUCUCCAAUUAAACGUCUUCUAUGACUGAA
Messenger RNA from Syngnathoides biaculeatus (alligator pipefish), 6245 nucleotides. It is a transcript of the gene zbtb45, whose product is annotated as zinc finger and BTB domain containing 45. The record is from RefSeq and is a predicted model, not a curated record. Gene Ontology annotation, biological process: regulation of immune system process; regulation of cytokine production; negative regulation of transcription by RNA polymerase II. NCBI's taxonomy places the organism in Eukaryota, Metazoa, Chordata, Actinopteri, Syngnathiformes, Syngnathidae. The coding region runs from base 449 to 2443 and encodes 664 amino acids. Gene Ontology annotation, molecular function: protein binding. The transcript has 8 exons.